Messenger RNA from Penicillium vulpinum, 1356 nucleotides. RefSeq names its product Cytochrome P450. The coding region runs from base 1 to 1356 and encodes 451 amino acids. The transcript has a single exon. Lineage: Eukaryota; Fungi; Ascomycota; Eurotiomycetes; Eurotiales; Aspergillaceae. Gene Ontology annotation, molecular function: monooxygenase activity; oxidoreductase activity, acting on paired donors, with incorporation or reduction of molecular oxygen; heme binding. The record is from RefSeq and is a predicted model, not a curated record.
AUGUUUCCUCUAGCCGCUUCAAUCAUCCUCGGAGUAUCCCUUCUUCUUAUUGUAAUAUGGGGGAAAUGGCAGCCAACCAAUUCCACAUCAAAUCACCCAGGGACAUGUCGCUGUAUCAUUGCCGGCACGUUGGAGUCCACAGAACAUCAGCCGAAUAUCCUCUCGCCGCAUCAAGCGAAAGCAAUAGCGAAUAAACAUCUUCCCAUCGCCUUCGGAAUCGACAACGCCUUCACCCGCACAGACAGUAUCCACGCCAGUAUGUUCGUCGAGAAAGUCAAACCAUUGAUCAAUCUAUCGACGGAGCAGUGGCGCGACAUAUCCGAGUUUGCCAGAGUCACGAGUAGCCACUGGAUCGAGUAUGGCUUCCCCGGGAUGAAUGAUAGUUGCGGCAACAGCUGUCAUAAAGGGAAGCAGAAGGUCGACCACAAUCGAAUAAACAUUGCUAGUCUAGCACAAAUACUUUCAUUGAAAGUUGUACUAUACCUGAUGUUCGACAAAAAGACUCACGAUCAGACAGGCGAUGAGAGUCUACUGAGCCUAGCGCAGUCUAUAAAUCGAGUCUGGAUAUCCUCAAAGCUAAAAGCCACGGGGAAUGAUAUCCCCAGAUUUGAAGAUGAUGUAUUGCUCCAGACUUCGCUGGCCGAUAUCUUCGGGAAACACGGUCAUCCAGAGGAUAACCCACUGAAUCUCAUCCUGCCUUCAUUCGAGACGAUGUGGCGUGUCGUGCUACGAGCUUUCCUAGAGAUCAAAUUUGCCACUGGCAAAGAAGAAACAGGGUGGCAGGAAACAAUGAUUAAUUUUGCUUCUAAGCCAACGAAACUACAAUUCGACACAGACUCUGGAUCCCCACCCAGUCGCCCCUGCACAGACGAUGCUGAUACAUCUGGUGUUCAGAGCUCACCCAGUGCAAAGCACAUAGUCCGCGAAUCGCUCCGACUAUACGUGCCUACGAGACAUGUACACCGGGCAUAUCAGUGGGACCAGGUUUUGAGAACAUCUUAUGAAAUCAAGUCAGCUGAUAUCGAAGGAUGUCAUCUGAGAUCUGAUAUCUGGGGUUCUGAUGCAGAGCGAUUCAAUCCGAGUCGCUGGUCUGCUCUUACGCCAGCGCAGCGAGAUGCGUUUAUGCCUUUUGGCUGUCCGCCGUUUGAAUGUCCUGCCAAGCCGACUUUUGGGCCGAGGAUGAUUGGGGUAUUGGUUGGUUCUUUACUGGCAGCUUUGGAGGAUCAAGAUUUAUCAAGGAUUUGGACUUUGGAUUGUGAGGAUCGGAUAGCGCUGGAAAACUUUACGUCUGGGAAGAGGUUGUGUCCGCAUAGAAAUGCCUAUACGGAUUUGUAUCUAGUGCGGUCGGUCAAAUAG